AUGUCUUCCAGUCCUUGGAGAGAGGAACACGAAGAAGUGUUGGGCCUCAUGGGAUGCCCAACUACUUCCGUGCGGACCGUCUAUUACAAGAAACACAGCAUCUUUCUGUGUGGUGUUGUUUCCUUGCUUGCCCUCGCUGUCAUCACGAUCGCAGCGCUGCUGGUCGUUGUAUCGUCUCACGUCGCCUCUCAGGGAUAUCAAGAGUCACCUCCAUGGCUACCUCCACGGCGGCCAGCGAACGUGACGUUCAGCUUCAUGGAGCUUACUGCUUUUGAAGAGGGAGGUGGGUUUGUGUGGUUCAAUGGCACGCAGGUCCAGAGUCCUCCGGGCUCAGAGCGCCUCGCCGUUGUCUCGGUUUUCCAUCAGCUACACUGUCUGGAAAUGAUUCGCAUUGGAUAUUUUGUGGCCAUUGACAGUGAUCUUGAAAUCGUGGAUCAAGGCCCGGACCACUUCUCCCACUGCUGGGAUUAUUUGCACCAGGCUAUCAAGUGCCAUAGAGACACAACUCUGGAGUGGGUGCAUGAAGGUGACCCUGGAAGCAGCGGUUGGGGGUAUGAGCACCAGUGUACUGACUUCGAGGCACUAUGCUCAUGGGUGGAAGCGCACCCGCACCCGCACCGGGUGGUGUAG
Xylaria bambusicola is the source of this 630-nucleotide messenger RNA. RefSeq lists its product as uncharacterized. NCBI's taxonomy places the organism in Eukaryota, Fungi, Ascomycota, Sordariomycetes, Xylariales, Xylariaceae. The coding region runs from base 1 to 630 and encodes 209 amino acids. The record is from RefSeq and is a predicted model, not a curated record. Gene Ontology annotation, biological process: mycotoxin biosynthetic process. The transcript has 3 exons.